Prorocentrum cordatum is the source of this 723-nucleotide messenger RNA. Lineage: Eukaryota; Dinophyceae; Prorocentrales; Prorocentraceae. The record is from the annotation of a GenBank genome assembly.
AUGGCGCCCCGCAUUGCCAUGCGCCGCAGAAAGGCGCGAGGCAAGGCCAUCGUGUACUCCCGGACGAGCUCGGCGGCGAAUGCCGGAGCCGACAAGGGGAGCGAAGCACGGCAGAAAAAGAGUGGUGCUGCAGCUGCACGCGCCUACAACGAUGAAAUCAAGUUCGUGAGCGAGCGCAUCAGCGGGAGCUUGCCGCUGGCGGAAAGGGCCACUUUCCAGACCCUGCUGGAGGAGGCCAGCAAAGGCAACAAGAAGCUGUUUGUCGGCGAAAGUCGGGCUGUGUCCCGCUCCGCCAAGGUGGCGGAGGAGAUUUAUGACCUCAGCAAAAAGCUGGGGAUCACGAUCAUCGUCGCCGACGCGCCGGGGCUUUUCGACCACGACCCCAGCCCCGUGCAGGUUUUCAUGCGCCGCAUUGAAUUCGCACGGGUUGAACUCGAAAAGGACCUGGUUAUCUAUCGUCUGAAGGAGGGGCGGGACAAGCGGGCCAAAAACGUCAAGAAGGCCAUAAAGAAUACCAAGCGCCUCAAAAAGAAGCUGUCCCCAAAGCUAAUCACGACGACCGGGGGCGCGAAGGUAUCGGGGAGAAAAUCUACAUUGGAGAAAGCGGGCAACCUGACGUCGAAGCAGAUAUCGGCAGUGAAGAAAACCAUGAAGAAGUACGGCUACGGCGAGAUCGGCCUUCGUACUGUGGCGGUCCAAAUCUCCAAAACGCUCAAAUUUAAG